AUAUAUACAGAUGUAUGAUCCUCCCUAGUUACGUGUUUGUUUUUUUUCUCUCUUCAUAGGUUCAUUCUCUUUCUUUCUCGAAAACGAAAGUUUCGUUCUGAAUUCUUAUCGAUUAAGAACAGAUCAAAUUACAUCUAUAAACGAAGAUUACUUUUUUAUAAUUUUCUUCCGACAGAUCAGUUUAAUCUCGUGAAUUUGUAGAUUAAAUUCUUUUCAAAAAAACUCUGAACAAGGAAGAAAUCUUUGAUCUAAACAGAACAAUAAUGGGUUCUGAACAAAACGAUAGCACGAGCUUCACGCAAUCUUCAGAGCCAAAGCUAUGUGCAAAAGGAUGUGGUUUCUUCGGAUCACCAUCAAACAUGGGACUAUGUUCGAAAUGCUACAGAAGCAUAUGCGCAGAGGAAGCUCAAACAGCUGUUGCGAAAGCUGCUGUCGAAAAAUCUUUCAAGCCAUCUCCUCCUCGUAGUACUCUCUUCAUUGCAGAACCGGCGGUGAAAUCAUCAUCGGAGCCGGAGAAGGAAAAAGAAGCCGUUGCUGUUGCGGCGGUGGUGGCCGAGCCAUCUUCCGCAGGAGGAGAAGAAGAAGCAGCAGCUCCUGAUGAGAGCGAGCCGACAAGACCUGCACGACCGAACCGGUGUCUUUGCUGUAACAAGAAGGUUGGGAUCAUGGGGUUUAAGUGCAAAUGCGGGAGCACUUUCUGUGGCGAGCAUCGGUACCCGGAGAGUCAUGAUUGCAGCUUUGAUUUCAAAGAAGUUGGGCGUGGAGAGAUUGCUAAAGCAAAUCCUGUUGUUAAGGCAGAUAAACUUCAAAGGUUCUGAAGAUACUUUGAAGUGGUUUCUUAUUACUUGAAUUGUAUUUUGAAUCGAUUUGGGGUUUGUUGGAUGGUUUAAAAAUGGAUUGUUUCCAACGGAAAAAGAGGAUGAAAUUUGGUUCCAUAAUAAAGUGAAUCGAUUGAAGUUGUUUCUUGGUUU
Eutrema salsugineum is the source of this 971-nucleotide messenger RNA. Its product is annotated as zinc finger A20 and AN1 domain-containing stress-associated protein 9. The coding region runs from base 264 to 818 and encodes 184 amino acids. The transcript is spliced from 2 exons. Gene Ontology annotation, molecular function: DNA binding; zinc ion binding. Gene Ontology annotation, biological process: proteasome-mediated ubiquitin-dependent protein catabolic process. Lineage: Eukaryota; Viridiplantae; Streptophyta; Magnoliopsida; Brassicales; Brassicaceae. The record is from RefSeq and is a predicted model, not a curated record.